UCCAAAAACCCAACCCUACUAAUAAUUAAUAAAUCAUGCUUUUCCCAUCCCCCAAAUCCCCCUACCUUUCUAAUUCUUGUUCCCACAAGGAAUUUUCUGUUUCCAUCUUCAUUUCAAAUUUCAAUCUUCCAACAACACUCUCUGUGUUCUUUCAAUGAAUGCCCCCUGUUUCAAAUUUUCUACAACUGUCUGUGUGCUUUUAAUGCUCUUUUUCCGGGCAAGAAAGUACACUUUCUUUCUAUAGACCAAGACCCCACCGUCUUCUUCAACCCAAACAUAUCACAUCCAUUUUCUUCCAACGAUCACAUCAGAAAUUGUCCCAUCUUUUGAUUUUUUUCUUUCAAUAUUUCCCCUCUUUCAUCAGAUUUGUUAUACUAGUUUCUUGGAGCAUGAUUUGAGGAACGCAAUCUGUUUCUGGGAUGAUGGGUAUUCUCCAAUAAUGCAAUCUUGGAGAUACCCAUUUUGUCAAGACUCUUGUGUCUGUUCGGAGUUGAGCUUUUGACGAUUGUCUGUUUCUGUUUGGGACUUUCCGCAAACACUUGCUGGGUGGGGUUUCUUUCUUGUUUGGUUUUGUUGAGACAAUGGGUUGCAUUUGUGGCAAGUGUUUCAGAAGAUUCCGAUCAUCAUCUUCAGAUGGGGGUAAUCGUAACGGUAACAGGAUAAAAUUCGGUGCAUUUGCCGGUCGUAAACACUCCAUUGCUGAAACUUGGGUGGAUGUUGUUCCUGUGCCUUCUCACAACUUGAGGUUAGAGUACUGUGCCCUUACACAACGUGGUUAUUACCCUGACACCCCUGAGAAGGAAAAUCAAGAUAGUUUUUGUAUUAGAACAGGGCUUCAGGGCAAUCCAAAUGUCCAUUUCUUUGGUGUGUUUGAUGGGCAUGGGCAAUUUGGUACACAGUGUUCCCUUUUUGUCAAGGAUAGACUAGUUCAACUCUUAUCAAAUGAUCCCACACUCUUGGGUGACCCUGUCAAAGCUUACAAUUCUGCAUUUUUAACAACCAAUGAAGAACUUCACACUAGUGAUAUAGAUGACUCCAUGAGUGGGACAACAGCUAUAACAGCUCUGAUUGUUGGGGACACACUGUAUGUUGCAAAUGUGGGCGAUUCUAGGGCAAUGCUAGCUGUUAAUCAAGGGAAUAAUGCAGUUGUUGCCAAAGAUUUGUCUUCGGACCAGACGCCUUUUAGGGAAGAUGAGCGCGAGCGGGUGAAGCUUUGUGGGGCCAGAGUCUUGAGUGUUAAUCAAGUGGAGGGACUAAAGGAUCCAGGAAUUCAGUCAUGGGGUGAUGAGGAGACUGAAGGCAAUGAUCCACCUAGACUAUGGGUUCAAAAUGGGAUGUAUCCCGGGACUGCAUUUACGCGGAGUGUAGGUGAUAGUAUAGCAGAGAAAAUUGGUGUAGUUGCUAUUCCAGAAGUGUCAACGCUACAGCUAACGCCAAAUUAUCCCUUCUUUGUAGUUGCAAGUGAUGGGGUCUUUGAAUUCCUCUCCAGCCAAAGGGCCGUAGACAUGGCAAGCAGAUAUGCUGAUCCUCGAAAUGCAUGUUUUCACAUAGCUGGAGAAUCGUUCAGGCUGUGGCUAGAGCAUGAAAAUCGAACAGACGACAUAACAAUGAUCCUUGUACAAAUUAAAGACUUGACCAAUGUAUGAAUGAACGAUUGAAUUCAUAUCAAUUUCUUCUUGUAGCAACUGACUUGAAGAUUUUUGUGUGUUCUAUAAUAAUAAUAGCUAGAAGUGGCAAUGCUGUUGGUUGUAGUUAUAAUUAGAUUGGGAUUACACUUUGGUUCCAUGGUUCUAGUGUAAGUAAGAUAUCUGUUUUUUCUCA
Molecule: messenger RNA, 1821 nt
Organism: Ipomoea triloba (trilobed morning glory)
Lineage: Eukaryota; Viridiplantae; Streptophyta; Magnoliopsida; Solanales; Convolvulaceae
Product: probable protein phosphatase 2C 35
Exons: 2
Coding region: 582-1646 (354 amino acids)
Biological process (GO): protein dephosphorylation
Cellular component (GO): cytosol; nucleus
Molecular function (GO): protein serine/threonine phosphatase activity; cation binding
Source: RefSeq, a predicted model, not a curated record